Molecule: messenger RNA, 3917 nt
Organism: Spodoptera frugiperda (fall armyworm)
Lineage: Eukaryota; Metazoa; Arthropoda; Insecta; Lepidoptera; Noctuidae
Gene: Lapsyn
Product: leucine-rich repeat-containing protein let-4
Exons: 5
Coding region: 743-1786 (347 amino acids)
Cellular component (GO): extracellular matrix
Molecular function (GO): protein binding
Source: RefSeq, a predicted model, not a curated record
ACAGUCAGCUUCUUGCCGAGCGAGGAGACUCCAACUGAACAAAUGUUAUGUUGACCUCGGCCAACUAAACAGUCUGCAUCUACAGAUAACCGUGUGUCAUGUAUUCGUCACAAGUAAAUUAAUUAACACAUUUUUUGAAUCCAUUUAAAUGUUUUGCCACUUAUCUAAUGAGCUCGUUAUAAAUUCAUUACGAGACUCCUUAUCACCAAUUAUUGGACUUCAUAUUAAAACAAAGACGUCCAUUUACUUGACAAACAUAGAAACUAUUACAGAAUAAACAUAAUCGACGAACCAAUCGUAGCAUUCAGAUACGAGCGGUAUCGCAUUGUGGUAGCGACCUAUCUGGGCCGAGCGAUCGCGGCCCGCGCCUUCAUUGUCUCACAGCAGUGGUGAAACUAGAUACAGGGUGCUUGGGCGCAGAAGGACGUGCUGAUAACAGAUUACAGCGUCACCAGUAUCAGUUGAUCCUCCGCCGCGGCAGGAGCUCCUCACGGCCUGCCUGCUGUUGGCGACAUCGCGACAUCUGACCGACUGUGCAUGCGACUACACUAAUUGAAUCAAUUCAACGAAUGUCUUCCGUCGCUGAUUGCAGCUCCCUAGUGCCCUCUCCGAGUUAUAUUAGUGCACCGCGAGAUUCGACUCUAUCCGCAGUGUUAGUGUUGUGAAUAAGUGCUGGUGAUGUGAUACUUCCACAGGGGAACACUUCGACCUGGAUAUAUUGUGAAUAUCUACUACAAUCACAAUGGACAGAAUAUUUGAGAAACUGUUUCUGGCGGCUCUGUUGUGUGUAUGCAGCACACAAGGCAAGGAAAUGACAGAGAUCGAGGCGUUGGGCGCGCAGCCCACACACUGCACCUACGAAUACGCGUUCGAAAUGUACGGCGCACACUGCGCGGGCCGGCGCCUCAGCAAGGUACCCAAACUGAGGGGUGGCAUUGAGAUCCUGGACUUUAGCGACAACAAGCUGCAGGAGAUUACUGCCGACACGCUGUCUGGUUACACGAGCAUCAAGUUCCUGUACCUCGCAGACAACCACAUCUACCUCAUAGAGGAGGACGCACUCACGUCCUUCACAGACCUGCAGACGUUGGACCUCACCAACAACGUCAUACUGGAACUGCCCAACUCAAUAUUCUCACUACCAUCCCUUAGGAAACUGUACCUGAGAGGAAAUCCGAUUUUCUACAAAAAUAUGAACGCCCUCACAAUAGUGAAGCCGAUUAAAGCGCCACUGGAGCUCUUGGACAUAUCAGACUGCAAGAUACGAGAACUGCCGGAUUGGGGCUACCUGCCGCAGCUGCAGACCUACAACAUAUCACACAAUCCACUCGCGUCUCUCAACACGCACCACUUCGCUUCCAUGUGCAACCUAAACAAAGUGGACCUGACCGAAUCAUUAAAUAGCUUGAAGCUGUGCGGCAUCAGAUCCACAAUUCUAUGGUUCCAACAGAAGAGAAUAUUUUUCCAGUUGGAAGAUUAUUCUAAACUCAAUACUAGAGAGUUUGAAAACUGUCCGGUACCAAAAGACGAUGGAUCUCACAACGCCACCUUUCAUCAAUGUAAAGCAGAAUAUUUGCAGGUGCAAAGUAUAAGGACGUCGCGCCGCACGUGGCUGACGAUAGGCGGCGGGCUGGCGGGCUUCCUCGUCGGCUUCAUCCUGCUGCUGUACGUGAUGCACCGGCACAACGUGCGGCAGACCAAGACCACGGCCGAGAAGAUCAAGCACGCUACUCCGGCCGACGCAGACAGGAACGCCAGCGCCGUGCUCCUUAGCGACGUCGCGUAGUUACUAGAACCGACAUCUAUUUAUAUUCUUGCCUGAUAAUACGGCAAUCAUUUCAAUGCCUAGUACGCAAUUCGUAUGACAGGCGUAAAGAAGUUGCUUGAUAACAAAAGUGAAAUGUCGAGAUACGCCCGCCAUGAUUGCGAUUGACGAUUGUAAUACGUCCAAUUAUUUAUUUUAUAAAUGGUGAAUAUUCAGGGUAUUUAACGAACCAAAGAAUAUUUGGCAAUAUUUUAAAUUAACACUACAUAAUAUCUAUGUGCCUUGUAUGUCUAAUGCGGUGCUUUAGCGACAUACUAUUGCUAAAUUAAUAUGGUACCUACAAUUGCUUUUAAAUUUAGCACUAGCUCAGCUAACUUAUAGGAUUAACUAGCCCUAAUGUAGAAUGAAUACGGAUAUGGAAACGCUAGGUAGUAUGUAAAUCUUAUGUAUUAAAUAAUUAAUGAAUUAUGAAGAUGAUAUAGUGGUCAGGUAAACUUCCAUUACGCAUACUUCAGUAAAUAAAUUGAAAUGUACUAACUGAAGAACUUCAAAGCUAUGAAAGGCUGACUAGUUUUAAUAUUGUGCCAUGUCAUUCACCUGCAGCCUCGAGGAUUUUCAUGUAGUUGUAAAUGUUGUAAUAUCGUAUGUGGAGUGUCAUAGAUAGGAACCUUUAGGUAUGUGAGAUGUAAGAGUUGUGAUUUUGUAUGAACAAGUUAUGAAAACCUCACGUGAGUCUGUGCGACUGUUUUUAGUUUGGGUGUAAGAAUCAUGUAAACUAACAAGCGUUAACAUUAACCCAAAGAUUAAAAGUUAGGUUCAAAUUAUUUGAUUAUUUAUGCUAGCCCAUUAGUUUGCCAUAUUGUAUCUUUAAUUAUUUAAAAAUCAAUUGCUGUUUGUUAGUCUCGUUAAAACUCGAGAACGGCUGGAUCGAUUUGGCUAAUUUUGGUAUUAAAUUAUUUGUGGAAGUACAGGGAAGUAAGGCUCGGAUACCGGUUAAAUUUUCAAACCGUUAUUAUGUACUUGUACGCAAAACCUUUACAUUGGGUUUCGUUCGUGAAACCGGCUUUUUUAAACCGGUAUUUGGAACAGUAUUUUCAUAAAGGUUUUUUCGGAUUAACCGGUUUAGAGCAAUAAAAACCGGUUAAUACGACGCACAUCAAAGAAACGCCGCGCGCUGUUCAGCUUAUUUCAAUAAUAAUAUUUCAACGCGUGUACCGACAUGCCCCUCGUCGAAUAAACCGGUUAAUUUAGGUUAAAAUAAAGUUCUUUAAUGUUCACGUUCUUAAGAAAAGUUCGGAGGAAAACCGAUAUAAACCGGUAUUAACCGGUAUUUUUUAAACCGGUUCCGAGCCUUGCAGGGAAGGUUUAAAGGGUGAGAAAAAUAAAUGUUUAAGGCAGUACGAAGCUUGUUGGGUUAGCUAGUAUAACAUAUUUUCAAUAAAAUUCGAUUAAUAUUAUUAACUCCCUACAAUGAGUACAAAACUGAGGCUAUUUUUAGCAUUUAGCAUAACGCUUUGUUUCUAUGUAAUAAUAUCAAUUAUGUAUGCUUGAGUGUCGUCAAUAAAUGAUCAUAUUUGUGUGAUUUCAUGCAUAUCUUGUUACAUAUAUUUACAUUUUGAAGUCUCAAAAUAUUUUUAAAUAUAAUGUAUAAUAAUGAAGGUAUUUGUAUAAAGUGUAGGUGUGUGAGAAGAUGGUUUAACUAUUAUUAUGAAUCCGUAAUGAAGGUGUUUACGUGUGGUAUGUAUGUGUCAGUUGAUCUAAACAAGAUUACACUCACAUUUAACGUGUAAUGCAAAAACUAUUUGGAAGAAAGUAUGAGUCUUAUUAUUUUAUUGUACCUACAAUAUACAUAAGAGGAAAAUACACGAAUACUCAUCUAAAAUAGUAAAAAUAUAUGGUACUAUAUUGUCAUUACAUCACUGACAACAAAGUUUAUAUUUAUUUCCGUAAACUACAUACCUUUAUAGAAGAAUAUCUAUUCAAAUUGUUUUUCUUAUGUCUUGCAGGUUACUAUGAUUACCAAAGAUUUCACUGUUACUAUAUUAACACAUUGUAAUAUAAUUUGGUAUUUUUGUAAAAAAUGAUUAAAUUGUCUAUUUGUAAACUGUAAGUUAAAAUUCACUGUGAUAAGUAUUAAAAUUGUUACUAAUUA